AUGGAUGUUAAGUUAACAGAAAUUGUGGACACUAAGACAAAGCAUAAUAAAGAAAAACCAAACGUGUUUAAUGGUAAAAAAGAAUUUCAAAUAUUAGAAAAUUCGUUAGAAAUCGGUGAUGAUCAUUCGAAAAUUGAAGAAAGUUGUGAAAAAUUAAUAAAAAAUUCUAAAUGUUUAUUAGAAUUUAAUUAUAAAGUAAAAUCAUUAAAACAAUUUUUACUUGAGGUAGUACCAGAAAUUGCUAAUCUUGAUAUUAUUAACGAAUUAUUAGCUAAAGAUAAAUUACGUUCAUGUAAAAUAUUUAAACAAUUAUUUGAAAUUAUUAAUAAAAAGGAAAAUUUUUUUAAAUAUUUUGAAUUAUAUCAAAAUACAACAAUCAUUACUACUACUGAUCAUAUCGCAACAAUAUCUUUUAUAUCUAAUGAUGAUGAAGAAAAUUCAACAUCUAAUAACAAUAACAACGAAGAAAAAGACUUAUCUAUAUGUCAAUAUUAUGAAAGUAUUUUUAAUGUUAUUAUAACAUCAUUAACGGAAAGUUUUACAUUCGACGGCGAUCAUGCACUUUGCUUAUCAAUCUUAUAUAUAAUAUGGAAUCUUGUUGAUAAACCAAUAUUUGUAUCAGCAUUUAUUGAAACGGAUUAUGCAAAAGCCGUAUUAGAUUGGAUACAACUGCCCUCUAUACUAUUUACACAUAGACGUCCAUUAGUUAGUAUUGUACAUAAUCUCGUACAUCAGAAACAAGGACAAAAUGCAUUUAAACAAGAAAAUGCUAUUGUUAUAUUAGAUAAAAUACGUUCAACAAUUGAAAAUUAUGAAGAUGAUGGCAUGAAUAUAGUUUAUUAUAUGGGAUUAAUAAUGAUUGAUGGACAUGAAUUAAUUGAAACAUUUUUAAAAGAAUCUAAAGAUUCAAUAAAAAAUAUCCUUAAGAGACUUUUUACUAUGAAUUUAAGAGCAUGUCGUAAGAGAUCUUUUACAGAGGACGUCCGGACUUGA
This is a messenger RNA of Didymodactylos carnosus, 993 nucleotides long. NCBI's taxonomy places the organism in Eukaryota, Metazoa, Rotifera, Eurotatoria, Philodinida, Philodinidae. The record is from the annotation of a GenBank genome assembly.